This is a messenger RNA of Nicotiana tabacum (common tobacco), 1197 nucleotides long. RefSeq names its product protein LATERAL ORGAN BOUNDARIES-like. Lineage: Eukaryota; Viridiplantae; Streptophyta; Magnoliopsida; Solanales; Solanaceae. The record is from RefSeq and is a predicted model, not a curated record.
UCAUCUUUUUUAUCAUAAAGUACCUCCCAUUUGUUGCCCUUUUGUCUUUUGCCUUCAUUCCUUCUCCAUCACUAAAUGCUCUUUGCCUCCUCAUUUCAGUUUUGUUCACAACUUUUGCUAUAGGAUUUGCAGAUUAGGGCAAAAGCUCCCUUCUCCAAUUAGGGUUUCACCUCUGAGGGUUUCAUCACUAGUGGUAAUUUAAAGAACCUGUGAAGUACUUUCUCUUUGUUACUUUGUAACCAGUUUUCUGAGAGAGCUCUCACAAAGAUUAUAAAUAAAAAAAAGCUAGGCUAGCUAGAGAGGAAAUAUAUAUAUAUAUAUAUAUGGCUUCAUCCAGCUGCUACAAUUCCCCAUGUGCUGCCUGCAAAUUCCUAAGGAGAAAAUGUCUGCCUGGUUGCAUCUUUGCACCUUAUUUCCCACCUGAGGAGCCACAGAAAUUUGCCAAUGUCCACAAAAUCUUCGGGGCCAGCAAUGUGACCAAGCUUCUGAACGAGCUCCUCCCUCACCAGAGGGAGGACGCCGUCAACACUUUGGCCUAUGAGGCCGAGGCAAGAGUCAGGGAUCCCGUUUAUGGGUGUGUUGGCGCAAUCACUUUCCUCCAACGGCAAGUCGAGCGCCUCCAGAAGGAGCUCGACGCUGCCAACGCGGAUUUAAUUCGCUAUGCUUCUUGCAACGAUGUUUCAGUGCCGUUGGUUGGACCCCAAAGGGAGUAUGAAUUGGGAGGUUUUCAUCAAACACAUAAUUUUCCUUUCCCUUAUCCUCCCCCAUGGAAUGAUCAAAGCCCUUCUGGAGGCCAUGGAAGAGGAGAAGAUAAUUGAGCCUAAUUUAUAGAGGGUUCAGGUUUCUUGGAUCAUUUCCUUUAAUUUCCUACUAGUAGUUUUUUUGGACCUCUUUUUAAAAAAUGGCGUGCUUUUUAAAUACUAGUGCUAUGGUUGCUAGCUAGCCCUCCUCACAUGCAGUUUCCUAGCUAGACUGAGUAACUAUGGCGUAAAUUUGGGGAGUUUAGACUUUUAGUAUAUGUGCUGCCUAAAAUGAACUCUUCCUCUAAGUAUCUUAUGUGUCAUAUUCAGAGACGACCUAAAAUGUGGCAUGGCAAGUCUAUGGUUGCUACAUUUUCUGUGCUAUUAUUGAGAGUCUAGAAAAAUGUCCAUGUGAACUGUCCUAUUUAUGGGAUUUGUUUAUGGUUUAUUAAUAAUA